CCUCCUGACAUGGGUUAUAAAGAGAAGCACAGCUCCAGUAUGCAUCUGCACAUGGCGUUAUGAUCACCUUCUACCUCCAGUGACUUUUUUGAACUGUUUUGAAUAGGCAAACAGACUCUCUAGGACAAUUUACCUUUCCAUUUUCUUCCUUCCUUCUUUGAGUUUUUUGGACUUGUAUGCAAUCUCACUUACACAGACAGCUCACUCACAAACAGUGGAAUACUCAAGUAAAACAGUCUUUUACGGCUUCAGCUCAGAUGUGUGUACUUGGACAAGAGAAAGGACAAAAUACUUUGGUGUGAGAUCGCAUAGAUGAACCACUAUGUGUCAACACGCUCCAGUUACACACAAUAAGUGAUCCAGACAGCGUCUGUGGAUGAAAUGGUUACAGCUUUCCUCAAUGAAAGGCAAGCCACUAAUGAGAAGAUGGCUUUAGUAAGCAAUGCACUGGCUGCUUACUCCUUCAUAGCAGAUCACCCGGAACGGGCGGCACUGUAUUUUGUGUGUGGAGUGUGUUUGGGACUGGUUCUCACUCUCAUCGCGUUAGUGGUGCAGAUCUCCUGUCGAACCGACUGCAAAACGCAACAAGCGCCCAAGAAAACAGGAAAGACUUUGGAGAGCACCAGUGACACGAGCGACAGCGAUUCGGACUGGGACAAUACCUCCGACCUGUCGGCACGCCGCCACCGGCGCUUCGAACGGACGCUCGGUAACGUGUUUACCUCUGCCGAAGAGCUGGAGCGUGCGCAGCGACUGGAGGAACGCGAGCGGAUUAUACGGGAGAUCUGGAUGAACGGACAGCCGGACAUGCCGGGCACGCGCAGCCUGAACCGCUACUAUUGAAGUCUCUGAAGCAAUGAGACUGGAAGUUUUGAGGAAAUAUUCAACUAUACAAUUUUGGGAUACAGUAAGGGACUGAAAUAUGAGAAAAGCAAACACUUACGAA
Molecule: messenger RNA, 946 nt
Organism: Sinocyclocheilus anshuiensis
Lineage: Eukaryota; Metazoa; Chordata; Actinopteri; Cypriniformes; Cyprinidae
Product: protein eva-1 homolog A
Exons: 4
Coding region: 382-843 (153 amino acids)
Source: RefSeq, a predicted model, not a curated record